GUUGUGUAAUAAUAAAGAAAAUAUUGUUUAAAACAGAGAUAAAAUAUAAAAAUUUAUUAUCGUAUUAUAUUUGCUGGUUUUGAUAAAGCAAUGUUCAGUUCUGUGCCACAUCAUCGUGACACUUCGCUGACAGUAUAUCGCCGAUAAUCUGUCGCCUAUUGGCGAACCACGAGGGAAUCGACAAAUUUUUAAUUCAACGCUGUUUUGUGAAAUGACAGUUUAACCGCUAUCGGAUCGCGAGGGAUAAUCAAAAUCUCGUCAAGGAUCGCCAGUGAGAAAUUAAAUUUCUAUUAAAAGAUAUUGGUUGAACAGUUGUGACCGUAACUUAUGCGAAAUUCGAACCUGUUAUAACAACGUAAGUCUGCUACGAGCAGUUUUAAAAACAAGAAGAGAGAGAGAGAGAGAGUCAGUGACAGUUUUACAGACAUGAGGAACAUUUGACAGAAGUUUUGUCUAUCAAUCGACGCGGAUAUAAACGUUCGGUUUUAUUUUCUUUAUUUUCAACGUUAUUUUAAUUCAUAUUUUCAACACGUUCUUGUGAAUGGUGACAAAGUUUCGCAGAAAUGCGGUGAAACCGCGCAAUGCGAUGCGAUGCGAUGAUGCAGCAAUUGCUUCGUGUUUCCGACUAUAAGUGACAAUCUGAAGCUGGACCCUUGUUUCUAGUUUUUGUCCGGGAAAACAAAUCAUUUUGUUGUUUUAAUUUUCUUUUUACCCCUUUCUCGUGGAAAGAAGAUCAGAACUAUCAAAAUGAGGAUCAAGAUGCCAGCUGUCAGAAUUGCCCAAGCGGAAACGUCUCAAGGCUCCAACCCGGACACGGUGCAAUGCGGGGGAUGUCGGGCCUCCUAUCCUCUCGGGGACAUCGUCAGGUUCAUCGAGCACAAGGUGAACCACUGUCGGAGCACCCUUCAGGGCUGUCACAGUCCGCCCCCGGCCGCUGCCCCCGAGGACUCGGACCCCGAGGACGCGCUCGCCCUGAAGAACGACCAGGAGAAGCUCAACUCGGUGCCCAGCAUAUCGGCGCCGAUCAACAAGCGCGGCAGCCGUCUCGAGAGUCCGCCGACGCCCCAGGGCUCCGGUUCCGACGGCGGCAGCCCCAUCGAGCUCAGGGCAAGCGCCAGCUCCACGCCGAAGAGAAGACUCGAGGAGGACAAGGAGGAGUUACCUAAAAAACCUAAGACGGAAUCGGUCGAUGCCGACACCAACACGACCAGUUCCGAACCGAGAUGGCUUCAGUGUUCCCAGUGCGCCCGCAGGCUGUCCUCGGCGUGGGAGCUUCUUCAGCACGCACAGAGCGUCCACGGGGCGAGACUCUACACGUCCUCGUCACCCUCGGCGAAUUCAUCCUCCAACACACCAGCCCCGAGUCCUCCGACGCAGACGUCGACGCACACGCACCACCUGAGUCCCCCGAACCACCUAAACCUCAGCGGUAAAUCGACGGGAAGUUCGUCGGCGGGGAAUUCUUCCGGUGGUGGAAACUCGAGCGGAAGUAGCGGCAGGCAGCUUCAGUCCUCGGCUUCGCUGGUCGGCGAUCCUCUGCACAGUUUCCUCAGGUUGCCCCAGCAUCUCGAGAGAAGCUUUCCGCCGAUGUUCAGGCCGGACUUUCUCGCCCUGAACCCCCUCGCCUCGUACCGGGGACUCCAGGACCUCCAGACCGCCACUAGGAACCUGCAGAACCUCGGAGAUCCGCUUCGCGGAAUGGACGGCCUAAACCUCGGCGACUCCCUCGUUCGGAGUUCACUCGACUCUCUGAACAACGCGAGGAACCUGGCGAACCUGGCCGAGCUGUCCCACGGACGUGGGCUCUCGGGACAGGCGCACCCACCACCACUCGAAGCGAACCUGGAUUUUUACUCGGCGCGCCUAAGGAGCCUCGCUAACCCUUCCUUAGGCGCGGCUCCGAAUCCCACCCCCAGCACACCAUCGAACCAGAACGCGGUGGUCAGCGUGCAACCGAUCCAGCCACCGAGUCCGGCGGCCAACCCAGCGAACCUUACGCACAACAGUAUCCAGAAGGAGAACUCGCCCCCGUGCUACACCCAGAGCCCGAUCGGCGGUCACCACAACAACAACAACUCCACCGACAGUGAGAAGACCAGUCCACCGGUCGCCUCGACCCCGAUAAUCGCCGACUCGGAGACCGUGUACACCUGCGAGGUAUGCGAGAAGAAGUUCCGAUUCCAAUCAAACCUGAUUGUUCACCGAAGGAGUCAUCAGGACAAGGAACACGCCUUCCAGGAGACGAUACAGGACACCACGGCAACCAGGUGCGAGAUAUGCGAGGUCGAGGUACCGAGCUUUUCCGAGCUGAGAAAACACAUGCGAAACGAGCACCAGGAGGCUCUGAACGUCGCGUCGAGUCCCCAGGGCAGCGUGGAGACGGUACCGGACGACGGGAGCAGCUGCGACGAGAACAUGGACCUCGAGGAGGGCGAGGAGCCGGACGCGAAGCGAGAGGACAACGAGGAAAACACUCCCGAGGACCUGAGCACCACUCAGGGUCAGAGCAGCGAGGAGGGUGGAACGCGGGUCGACCAGAAACCGAGUCUGGUUGGCGACCUGAUGGAGAAAUUCGGGCUGAGCAACAUUGCCCAGUACUCGGAGGCCUACAGGCAAGCGCUGCAGGAGAACCAUCGGGGCGGUUUCGUCAAGACCGAGUCGCCGUCGAACCUCGUCAACUCCCUGAACAACAACAAGGAGAAGGACAGCGCCCUCUCGCCGACGAAUUUCAACUCGUCGACUACACCGAACAUCUUUUCUGGUCAGGGGUUUCCCCGCUCGGCUGGGCCCGAUUUCGGUGGCCUGUGGCUGCCCAGCCCUCACUAUCUGGAGAACAACGAGUUCCGGAAGGCCUCGAAGGCGACGACUUCGAGUCUCUCGCUUCAAGGACUCCCCAGUCCGUUGCUCAAGAAGGAACGGAGCGGCAGGAACGACACAUGCGAGUACUGUGGCAAGGUCUUCAAGAACUGUUCGAACCUGACCGUUCACAGGCGGUCGCACACGGGCGAAAAACCCUACAAAUGUGAACUGUGCUCCUACGCCUGUGCCCAGAGCUCGAAGCUCACGAGACACAUGAAGACCCACGGUCGUCAUGGUAAGGACAUUUAUAGGUGUAGGUUUUGCGAGAUGCCGUUUUCCGUGCCGAGCACGCUGGAAAAGCACAUGCGGAAAUGCGUCGUCGUGCAGCAGGGCCAGAAGAUGGGGAUGCCCUACUCCGGGAGUCAGGACGAGGACUCGUCCUUGAGCACGAAGGAUACUUGAUCCUGGAACGUCAGUCUUCCCCCUAUACCGCCACUCUGGCCCCACAGGCCGCCGUAUCCGGUGUACUAGACGUCCGUCGCGUUCUUCCGGUUAGAGGCCGGCCAUCCCUUCGCCACUUUUCCCAAAACCCGAAAGACCCGAAUCCUCGGUUAUACUUUCGAAAUGGUGGAUGAAAGGCGCGGAUUGUCCGAGUCCCUGCAGAGGAUUGCCAAGUUUUCGUUACCUUUUUUUCGUCUCGGUUUUUUACUUAUCGCAACACGCGCUGACGAAUAUCGGGGAAGGAACUUUUUUUUUCUAUCUUUUUUUUUCCUCUCUCUUUAACCCCAUCUGCAGUUUAAAGGUUCAGCGAUUCGCGAUGUUAUCGCGAGGAUGUGUCAGACUGGCGAUUGGAUAAAUGCCAAAUGCGAAUUCGAAUGGAAAGUCAAUUUCCCCGAAGACAAGUUAUGCUAGUGAAAACUGUCGGAUUUCGAAAUUCGCCAAUCAAAUAUCGAACCUCGAUGGUCGAUGGCCGAAGGCUGGAAAUGCCCGGAACAAUAGUACUCAAUAAUAGCUUUCAGCAACCCCGGAGAGAUGAUAUCCGCAAUACGAGAAAGAAAAGAGUCGCUUUGAGGUGUAAUAAACUUAGAACUAAAACGUUCCAAUAGCGAAGACUGGACGAGAUAAAAAUGAAUAUAAAAUUAUAAACGAAAUACUUAAACCCCAUUAAUUUUAUUUAAAUAAAUGGUUACCAUAACGAGUCUCACGCCCCCUAUCAAUAACACUUACGAGUAAUUAAUAAAUAGUAAUAAUAAUAAUUAUAAUAAUAACAACAACAACAAUAAUAAUAAUAAAAACACAACAACAAUAAUAAUAAGAGUAAUAAAAAUCCCACACAUACACAUAUAUAAAAAA
Molecule: messenger RNA, 4152 nt
Organism: Diprion similis
Lineage: Eukaryota; Metazoa; Arthropoda; Insecta; Hymenoptera; Diprionidae
Gene: Cph
Product: B-cell lymphoma/leukemia 11A
Exons: 3
Coding region: 748-3261 (837 amino acids)
Biological process (GO): regulation of transcription by RNA polymerase II
Cellular component (GO): nucleus
Molecular function (GO): RNA polymerase II cis-regulatory region sequence-specific DNA binding; DNA-binding transcription factor activity
Source: RefSeq, a predicted model, not a curated record